Molecule: messenger RNA, 879 nt
Organism: Spirometra erinaceieuropaei
Lineage: Eukaryota; Metazoa; Platyhelminthes; Cestoda; Diphyllobothriidea; Diphyllobothriidae
Source: the annotation of a GenBank genome assembly
AUGCCUCCCCCCUCUGAAGGAGAAGUCGCCGAUGCCAUACGAAAGUUGCGCAACAAUAAGGCACCCACAGAGGACUGUAUAUUCGCUGAAAUCUUCAAGUCCUGUGUCAAAAUUCUGACGCCCUGGCUCCAUGAGGUGAUUGAACGAGCGUGGACAGACGAGGUUGAUCCUGAUGACUGGGGCUUGGACAUCCUUGUACCUAUACUAAGGAAGGGAGAUAAGACGAGAUGCGAGAACUACCGCGACAUAAAUCUCAUCGAGGUUGCUGCGAAGAUCUUUGCUAUUGUUUUACUCAGGCGAUUCUAGGCUGUGCGUGACUCAAGGACGAGGUCCAACCAAGCCGAAUUUCGUGCUGGACGUGGAUGCGCAGACCAGAUAUUCACACUGAGGCGCAUUUUCGAAUUUCGCUAUACCUACCAACAACCGACGGCUGUCUGCUUCAUUGACUUUGCCGCCGCGUUCGAUUCCGUUCACCGUGAGUCCCUGUGGCGGAUAAUGGCGCUAGAUGGUGUACCGGCCAAAAUCAUCGCCAUGAUCAAGGCCUACUAUCGUUCUACUACUGCGAGAGUCCUGGUCCGCAACAAUCUUUCCCAACCGUUCGGUAUUCGGUCUGGCGUCCGACAGGGUUGUAUCCUGUCGCCAAUACUGUUCAACUACGCUAUUGAAUGGAUCCUCGGGAGGGCUCUACGCGAGAGUGACGGCUUUGAGUUUGCACCCAGACAUCGACUGACUGAUCUUGACUAUGCCGAGAAUAUCGCCUUACUUGCUUCAAAUUUUAGUGCUCUGCAGUCUUUGGUGUCACGGUUGAACGAAGUCGUCAAAUCUGUCGGUUUAUCCAUAAACGCUGGGAAGACCAGUGUUUUCAAGCUGCAUCCCUGA